AUGGCUUUCAUCAAUAUUAAUGGCUAUGUGAUCUUGCUAAUCGCCUUUUUCUUCAAACAUAGCAUCCUAGCAGCACCAACUGGAGAUCCUCUUCUUGGUUUCCACCCCUCAAACAUCGUCGUCAAUCAAAAUACUGACAACAUCGAUUAUGACCUUGCACCAGGCCAAACCGAUUCAGCAACCAUAGGCACCUAUCUUGACUUCAACAAUGUCGAGAAUCCUGAACCAGUUCGCGGCACAAAAGGCGGUACCGAUCCAGGUCCACGCAUCGAAAUUUACGACGUCCUCAAUCCCGACAAACUUGCACCUCCGGGCACUGAUCACGGUAAUGUGGAUAAUGCGCAGUGGCCCAUGGGACUCAGUCAUAUGAAACUGGGACUCGGUCAUGCAGGCUGGUCGAGACAACAAAAUGUAGAUAACAUACCUACGGCCACGGACAUGGCAGGUGUGGAUAUGCGUUUGGAGGAGGGUGCGUACCGUGAGUUACAUUGGCAUAAGGCGGCGGAGUGGGCUUAUAUAUUUAAUGGGAGUGUAAGGCUACAGGCGGUUAAUGAGGAUGGUCAGACGUUUGUUGAUGAUUUGAGUGCGGGUGAUGCCUGGUAUUUUCCUCCAGGUGUGCCACACUCCUUACAAGGAUUGAAAGGUGGAACGGAAUUUCUCUUAGUGUUUGACGACGGAAGCUUCUCUGAAGACAAUACCUUCUUAGCUUCAGAAGUCUUCGCGCAUAACCCACUUGAAAUCCUCUCUAAAAACUUCCAACUUCCCAAAACCGCCUGGUCCAACAUCCCCGCCGGGGAACUCUUUAUAUUCCCGGGCACUAAAGCCCCCAACGACAUAAGCGAACAAAACGUCACCGGCUCAGCCGGCCUCGUACCUCAAGAAUUCUCCUAUUCCUACCACCUAUCCAAAGCCCCCUAUACCCACGAAACCCCCGGCGGAACCGUCAAGAUCCUAGACCCGAAAACCUUCCCCCUCGCCGCCCAAUUUUCCGCCGCAAUAGUCACGGUGCACCCAGGCGCCAUGCGCGAAAUCCACUGGCAUACUACGAGUGACGAAUGGGCAUUCUUUAUCGCGGGCAGUGCGCGCAUUAGUAUAUAUGCGGCGCAGGGAUUGGCAAGAACUUUUGAUUAUCAUGCAGGUGAUUGUGGAUAUAUUCCUAAGGGAAUGACGCAUUAUGUUGAGAAUGUGGGAAAGGAUGAUUUGAUUUUCAUUGAGGUUUUGCAGGCAGAUCAUUUUUCGGAUAUCUCGGUUGCUCAAUGGGUUGGUCUAACGCCAAAGCAGAUUGUGGCUGAUACGCUCAGUCUGUCUAAUGAGACCGUAGCUGCCUUUAAGAAGGAAAAGCAGUAUAUUGUUCAAGGAGAUGUGGUUGCUUGA
This is a messenger RNA of Sclerotinia borealis F-4128, 1374 nucleotides long. NCBI's taxonomy places the organism in Eukaryota, Fungi, Ascomycota, Leotiomycetes, Helotiales, Sclerotiniaceae. The record is from the annotation of a GenBank genome assembly.